Anopheles cruzii is the source of this 2868-nucleotide messenger RNA. It is a transcript of the gene Chsy, whose product is annotated as chondroitin sulfate synthase 1. The transcript is spliced from 6 exons. The record is from RefSeq and is a predicted model, not a curated record. Gene Ontology annotation, cellular component: Golgi cisterna membrane. Bases 1 to 2706 code for a protein of 901 amino acids. Gene Ontology annotation, molecular function: glucuronosyl-N-acetylgalactosaminyl-proteoglycan 4-beta-N-acetylgalactosaminyltransferase activity. NCBI's taxonomy places the organism in Eukaryota, Metazoa, Arthropoda, Insecta, Diptera, Culicidae.
AUGUCCCAACGGAGGAAGAUCCUGUGCGGUCUCUUCGGCGUUAUCACCGGUCUGUUCGUUGGCGCCCUGCUGCGCAACUACCGCACGCUCGAAAUCGUCAGCAUGUGCAACUCUAUCAACGGCAUGAAGCAGAAAUCUGCACUAGACAUCAUCGGGCUGCAGGCGUCCGAGCUGCCGACCAACUCGCAGCGCACGCUCGUCUUCGUCGGUGUGAUGACGGCGAAGGACUUCCUGCAGGGGCGGGCCCGCGCCGUGUACGAGACCUGGGGCCGGCAGAUCCCGGGCCGGAUAGCGUUCUUCAGCUCGCAGGACUCGGUCGCGCCCGACCUGCCGCUGGUCGCGCUCAAGGGCGUCGACGAUCGGUACCCGCCGCAGAAGAAGAGCUUCAUGAUGCUCCACUACAUGUACGAGCACUACAUCGACCGGUUCGAGUGGUUCGUUCGGGCGGACGACGACGUCUACGUGCGCCCGGACCGGCUGGAGCGGUUCCUGCGCUCGAUCGACAGCUCGAAACCGCAGUUCAUCGGGCAGGCCGGCCGUGGCAACAGCGAAGACUUCGGUCUGCUGUCGCUCGAGUUUGACGAAAACUUCUGCAUGGGCGGACCGGGCGUCAUCAUGAGCCGGGAGACGCUACGCCGGGUGGCACCCCACAUCCCGACCUGCCUGAAGAAUCUCUACAGCACCCACGAGGAUGUCGAGGUUGGGCGGUGCGUCCAGAAGUUUGCCGGCAUUCCCUGCACCUGGAACUACGAGAUGCAGUCCAUCCUGCACCACAACUCGAGCGGCAACCGAGCGUUCUCGGGCAGCCUGAAGAACAAGGAGGUCCACAGCGCCAUCACGCUACACCCGGUGAAGCAGCCCGCGUUCAUGUACCGGCUGCACGCCUACAUGCUCGGCCUGCGGGCGCAGGAGCUGCGCCAGGAGUCGCUGCUGCUGCACCGGGACAUCGCCAAGAUGACGUCGCUGCUGCAGAUACCGCGGCAGAUCAACAAGAACCUGGCGCCGGGCGUGCCCAUCUUUCCGCGCGACGAAAGCAGCGCCGAUUACCUCGGGGACCACAACGUGCUCGGUGUGGCGCCAGACCUGAACCGUCACCGGCCCCGCACGCUCGACGAGCUGCUCGAGUGGGACUUUAUCGCCAAGAGCCUCUACUCGGCCAACCACCCGAACCCGAAGCGCCGGAUCGAGUCGUCUACGAAGGAGGGCCUGAGUGACGUCAUCCGAGAGAUCAUGGAGCACAUCAACAACUUCUCGCGCCAACGAGGCCGGAUGAUCGAGUUCCGGGAGCUGCUGUACGGGUACACGCGCGUCAACAGCCUGUACGGGCAGGACCUGAUACUGGACCUGCUGCUGGUGUACAAAAAGUACCGCGGCAAGAAGAUGACCGUGCCGGUACGGCGCCACCUCUACAUCCAGCGCUCGUUCACCGAGAUCCAGGUGCGCGAGGUGAUCACGUCAGGAAGUCCGCACCAGGAACCGUCGUCGUCGGGCGGACCAGUCACUCAGAACCAUGCCGUGCCGCUCCAUACGAUCACGCUCGAUCGCAUUUCGCAUCGCAUGAAGUCACUGCUGAGCGGUGGGCUCGGUCGGCUCACCGCGAUGGCUGGCAACACUGCCGACACUGGCCGGGGGUGCGACCACAGCCGGAUCGUGUUCGUGCUGCCGCUGUCCGGGCGGACCGAGACCUUCGGGCGGUUCCUGCGCAACUACGAAGAGGUAGCGCUCCGACCUACGGGAGGCUGGAACCCGUGCACGGACCUACUGGUGGCGCUGUACGUCGAUGCACCCGAGUCACCGGCGCUCCUGACCCUACUGACCGGCCUGCAGUCCCGGCAUCCGGCGGCCCGCAUCAACUUCGUCCCACUGUCCGGGAACUUCUCGCGUGGUCUCGCCCUGGACCGGGCGACCAAGUCGUUGCACUGUGCCGACGAUGACAUCCUGUUCUUCAUCGACGUAGACAUGGUGUUCAGCGCCCAGUCGCUGGUGCGCAUCCGGCAGAACGUGAUCCGGGGCCGCCAGAUCUACCUGCCGAUCGUGUUCAGCGAGUACGCACCGGCACUGGAGUCGGGGGCCCCCGGGGGCGGCCCGACCACCGAGAGCGGUGACCUAAGGCCGCCGGCGGUCCGCAAUUUCUCGGCACCGUACCCGAUCACGGACGAGACCGGAUACUUCCGCCAGUUCGGGUACGGGCUGGUCGGCAUCUACAAGGCGGACCUGGAGCGCCCGGACCUGAAGGGCCUCAGCACCACCAUCCAGGGCUGGGGCCUGGAGGACAUCGUGUUCCUGGAGAACGUGAUCGCGCUCAACCAGCGCGGUAACCUGCGGCUCCGGGCGAUCGCUGACGGGCGCUGGAAUCCACUGUCCAGCAGCGGCACGACACCCGCCCAGCUGCGCCCAGCGGUGGCAGCGGAGGCAACGUCACCGGCGGCGGCAGCGCUCCCGACGCCACCGACGCCGCCGACUCCGCCGGCUCCGCCGACACCUCCGCCAGCCGAGGAACUGAGCGUGUUCCGGGCGCCGGACCCGUCGCUCGUGCACGUCUUCCACCCAAUACAUUGUGAUACCGACCUGGAGGAGGCCCAGUACAAGAUGUGCCUCGGCACCAAGGCCAACACCCUCGGGAGUGCCGAGCGGCUGUACGCGCGGUUCAGCCACAGCCAGCCGCUGCUGGCGUUCGCGCGCUCCCAGAACCGCGCCAGCGGCUAAACGCCGUGCGGUGCGGGGACGUGCUGUGUAAAUAUACGUGCUAAGUCAGCUGUGUGGGUGUUUGGGGGGAAGAGUGGGUACGGUGCGACUGCGAUUUCGGGGGCCUGGGCCACCAAGCAGUCUGGUGGUGUCUAGUGGUCUAGAGUUAGUUGGACAUUAGUG